Messenger RNA from Leptomonas pyrrhocoris, 4035 nucleotides. RefSeq lists its product as hypothetical. Gene Ontology annotation, molecular function: small GTPase binding; nuclear import signal receptor activity. Gene Ontology annotation, cellular component: nucleus; cytoplasm. Gene Ontology annotation, biological process: protein import into nucleus. The record is from RefSeq and is a predicted model, not a curated record. Lineage: Eukaryota; Euglenozoa; Kinetoplastea; Trypanosomatida; Trypanosomatidae. Bases 211 to 4035 code for a protein of 1274 amino acids. The transcript has a single exon.
GCAGAGACUUCAGAUAAGAAGGCUGCGAAGCGCAAAUACUCAUUCACGCACGCACACACACUUCCAGAGAAGGCAAGGACGGCUCUCGUGCUGGAACAUCCGCCAGAGCGCUUCAUUUCUGUGUACCGCGAAACACGUUUGCGGAGUCGAACGAUUCAGUGCAUUGAGUGGAUAGUAACAUAAGAUAACUAAAAAAACUAAGUAGUAGUGAUGCAGAGCCAGAACAGCGGCCGCCUCUACUCGGCAGAUGAGCUGUGCACCGUCAUUUGCAGCAUCUUACAGGGAGUCGACAACACGGAGCGUCGCCGCAACGAGGCCGAGCUCACCCAGGCGCUGCAGCAGCCACAAAACAUCGGUCAGCUCGUCACGAUCCUGUGCGGGAGCGCAGACGGUACGCCGUCGUCUGCCUCUGUCGGCGCGCGGCAGAUGGCCGCCGUUCUGCUACGCAAGCGAGUCUUUUCUCUCUGGCGGGUGUUGUCCGUCGAGCAGCAGCAGCAGCUCCGUCAGCUCCUUCUGCAGCAACUCGGUAACGAGACGGUGCGCCCGGUUCGCUUCGCCAUCGCCCACGUCGUGACGCGCCUGGCGAAAGCCGACGCCAGCCAUGGCGGUGGUGGCUGGCCGGAGCUGCACCAGGCGAUUCGCGUUGCCGCGGAGGACAGCAGGGUGGACAUGCGUGAGCUGGCGAUGGUGCUGCUCUACAGCUUCGGCGAGGUCUUUGCGGAGGAGAACGCCCUCAGCGGGUUGGCAGCCGAGUCGGUGGUGCGCGGACUGGGGGAUAGUGAGGUGGUCGUGCAGACGGCGGCGGUGAAGGCAGCGAUGGUGCUGCUGCCGGCCCUGCACGAGCACCCCGCAGUGCGAAACGCCUUCCUCGCCCACGUGGUCCCUGCGUGUGUCACCGUGCUGGAGCAGGGCGGCGCUGUCGAGGCGAAGGUCCCGCUUUGCGUGAGUGUGCUCGAGCUGCUGGAGCAGCUCUUCUGCGAUCUCACGGUCAAGAAGUACGGCGCCCUCUUACUGGAACUGGCGCAAGCCCUCGUGCGGCUGCUGGCGAACGCGCAAAACCAUCCCCGUGUGCGUGAGAAUAGCGGGUCCGCGCUGGGCCAGCUGGCGACGCUGAAGCCGAAGUUCGUCGCCUCGCCGCAGCUGCUGGACCCACUUGUGCAGGUCUGCCUGGCGUUGAUGUCGGAGGACAACACCAUCUCUAUCGCCGACGACGGCACCGGCAACGUCGACGGCGAGGACUUCGGCAACAGCGAGGACGACGACGAGGAUGUGGAUAUGCUGCACGUCAUCUCCGCCUGCAUGGUGGGCGGCCGCCUGCUCAGCGCCCUCGCCACCACCGUCGCCUCGAAAGCCUUCACGGCGGUCCUGCUGCCGUACAUCUCGAAGGUGACUGACGCUCCAGCCAGCGUCGACGCCCGCACGCGCAAGGCAACGAUGAUCGCGCUCGCCUGCCUGGCGGAGGGCCACGCGAGCUACCUGCGCCGCCGCGUCGGCUACGUGCUCGGCGUCACGCAGGCACUUCUGCACGACGCAGACCCCGUCCCACGCGAGGCGGCCGCCUUUGCGCUGUCGUACUUCUGCGCCCACCUGCAGCCCGAGAUCCUCCUGCACCGCGACGAGCUGCUGCCGAUGCUCACCCCGCUGCUGCAGGACAGCAACGACCUCGUCCGCCGCCGCGUCGCGCAGGCCCUCGACACGCUGUGCGAGAACCUCGAGGAGAACUUGGACCCCUUUGUGCCGACGCUGCUACCGGCCGUGAUGGCCGCCAUCCCCAUCAGCACACUCGAGACGCAGUGCCGGCUGUGCGGUGUGCUGUCUUCGAUGGGCAUGACCCGCUCGGCGUCCUUCGCGCGUCACGGCGCGGAGCUGCUGGAGGUGCUGCGGCAGCCCUUCACGCUGAACUCCCCCGAGACGAUGGCGCUGCGCGCGCAGGCGACGGAGACGGUCGGCGUGGUCGGGGCCGCGAUGGGCCGCGAGGCCUUCACGCCUUAUUUUCCGAUUUUUAUGCAGGAGGUGGUCGCGAACCUGCAGACCCGCCACGCCGCCGUGCGGGAGCAGAGUUUCGGCUUUCUGGCGAACAUGUGCGAGCUCUUUCGCGAGGACUUCAUCACCUACCUCAACGACUCACUGCGCUGCGCGCUCGAGACAAUCGCGGAGGACCGGGCCGUCUACAAGAACAAGCACCUGCUGGCGAAGGAGGAGGCGGCUUCCGGUGGCGGCGGUGCAGAGAAUUUGGCCGCGUUUGCCGCGUGGAAAGACGACAACGGCUGCGCGGCUGCGGCUGCUGGAGAACGCAAAAACGAAUACGAGGACGAGGAUGAGGAGGAGGACGAGGACGGCGGCGACGAUGCAGAGGAGAUCCACCUGCGCGUGCGCACCGCUGAUGUCGAGGAGAAGUCCUCCGCCGUCUACAGCGUGGGCGUUUUUGCGGAUGUCUUGAUGCGGCAGUUUGGCGAGGAGCAGAUCGCGGCGUGCUGGGAGGCGCUGACAGGGCUGGACUCGCACUACUAUCCGAACAUCCGGUCCAAUGCGCUGAUUGCCUUGGCGAAGCUGGCGAAGGCCUCGGCGGGCAUUCCCGUGGAGGAGAUGCAGGCCCGCAGCAACGCCGCGGCGCCCGGGCAGGACGUGCUGCCGCUGCCGGUGCGCGACCGCGUCGAGGAGCUGCUGGGCAUGCUGCUGCGCACCAUCGAGGAGGAGGACUCGGAGAAGGAAGUCGUCGCUGCCGCGUGCGAGGCUGUGAGCAUCUUACUCGGUUACUUUGGCACGCAGUGUUGCAUUGACGGCCCGGACGCGGUGCUGCGGGAUGUGGUGCAGCUGCUGCGCGGGACAAUGCCGUGCCAGCACGACGGCGACGAAUUCGGCAGCAGCGACGAUGAUGAUGAUGUGCAGAACAUGACCUUUGAGGAGUAUCAGCAGCGCCACCAAGGCGAUGAUGCCACCACCGACAAGGCGUAUUACGCCCAGGGCAAGGAUCCGCUGUUCUGCCUCUCCGACGAGGCCGCCGAGGCGCAGGCCACGGCCAUCAUGUCCGCCAUGAUGCAGCAUCAGCAGAGCGGCCUGUCCGCCGCCCCUCCGCAGCUGCCGUCCCCCGGUGACCUUCCUCCGUGGUACACCACCGUGCGGCCCGAGAUGGUGGUUCAUGGGGUGCACCUGAGCGAGGACCACGACGAGGUCGUGGUGGAUGCGGCGGCCGACGUGCUCGAGAGCGUGGCGAAGGCCUACGGUCCGCAGCUGGAGCCGUACAUGCCGUUUCUCGUGCCGUUGUUGGCUCUGCACGCGGAUGUCGCGACGCGGCCGGCGGAGGGCGUAGUGACUGGCGUCGGCACGCUCGCGGCGGUGCUGCAGGCCUACGCGACGGUGUGCCCUGGGCAGCCGAAUCAGGGUAACAGCACCGCUUCCUCGGAGAAGCUCCUCGCGCCUUUCAUGGACACCGCGGUGCAACUGAGCUUCGCGGUGAUGGCCGGCUCGGAUGAGUCGACGGCGAAGGCGAACAGCGCGUACCUGCUUCGCAUUGUGGUGGAGGGGUGCCCGGCGUACUUUGCGCAGCACCCCGCGUUGGUGCCGCGGUGCUUGCAAGGUUUGUGGUCCAUUGUGGGCAACGAGGACGAGGAGAUCCCCGAGGCGGUCGACAACGCGGUGAGUGCCACUUGCUCGCUGGUGCGCUGUCUUCCUCUGCAGCACCUGCCGCUGGAUCAGGUCAUCCCUUCCCUCAUGGCGCACCUGCCCAUGAAGAUGGACAAGGCGGAGAACGCGAACGCUAUCCGCACCGUGUGCUACCUGCUUAGCGCGCCGCACGUCGCGGCCACUGCUGCCGGUGGUGCGUCAUCGACGUCGAAGAUGUGGCUGCCGGCGGUGGUGCAGGCGGUGGCGAAUACGCUCGCCGCGCGCACGGUGGACGAGGCUGAGAAGCAGCUGCUGGUGCGGGAGGGCGCGGGGCCCUUCGCGCAGGCGCACGGAGACGCGUGGCAGCAGGCAAAGCAGCAGGCAGCGCUUUCGGCGGAACAGCAGGCAACGCUUCAGGCCUUUCAGCUAUAA